Messenger RNA from Rhagoletis zephyria (snowberry fruit fly), 1173 nucleotides. RefSeq lists its product as uncharacterized. The record is from RefSeq and is a predicted model, not a curated record. NCBI's taxonomy places the organism in Eukaryota, Metazoa, Arthropoda, Insecta, Diptera, Tephritidae.
UACAACUGAGCUAAUUUGAUCAACCGAUAAAUUCGACAGGACAAAACAAGAUAAGCCGAAGCAAAAGAGUAUUAGGUAGAAGUGUCGUGGCGCAAAUGCACAGCGAAAACGCCCAAUACAUUAUUGUUGUCGAUGAGGAAACAGUCAAGGUGAUUGCAUAAACGGUGCAAAUUAAAUAUUAACAGCAAAAAUAACAACAACAAAACAGUUACAUACAUUAAAAAAGUAUUCGAAUUCCUUUCGUAGGCCACUUUAAAUAUACAUAUGUAAACAUAUAAAAUUGAAUAAUUGUUAUUAUGUCUUGGAGAGUGCGUCGCUUUUUGAAACAAGUGCGUGAGAACAGAAGAGAAGGGUCAGAAAUUGAAAAGGAAGUAACAACAAAAAGGGUAUCAAUAAAUGACACACCUGAAUCAAAAUUUGAUAAUCAACUUAAGCCGCCGUUACCAACGACAGCAAAAAGUGUAACAAUAAAUGAGCCAACUGAAUCGAAAAAAGAUGAUACAUUUGAAAAGCUUAACGAGACGCAGACGUUUAACGAAGAUGAAUCCCAUAACCUUUUAUCUGCAUCCUCUGCAAGCAAUGAAGAAAGCUUUAAUGAUUUGAGAACAAGUUUCCAAAAUCGUUCCAGCCCUACAACUUCUACCAACGGGAAAUAUGUAAAUUGGGGCAGUAAGCAUACUGAGUUGGCAACACAGCCGUGGUGCUGCGUGGGUGAUUUAAUGUCUUUCUGCGACAAAUACGAGUACCGGACGCUUAGCCUUACCGAUACUCGUACUCACAAUAACAUUAUAGCUGAAGUCAAAGCUCUGUUGACUGUUGGUCAAGCUCCUUUUGAUUUUCGCAAACGAUUUCCGGGAAACAUCCAUAACCCCGAAAACCUGUGGGUCUGCAUAGGUCGUUGCGCUAGUGUGGAGUAUCAUUUGAAAAAAAUUCUGAGUGUGUUUCGUAAACCGCUUGUACAUCUGCCAGUGGAAAAGCAACGAACCGCAAGGCAAAAUUUCCAUUUGGCAAUAAAUGAAUUACGUUUGGAUAUAUCAGCGCGCAUCAGUGCGGUUCAACUCUACGAUCGAAAUGUAUUUGAACGAGAAUUUCAUUUACACUGGCAAGAUACGUAAAAAAAAAAAAUAUAUUUUGAACAAUGCUUUAAUUUGACUAAAACUUUUUAAUAAAUGA